Maniola jurtina (meadow brown) is the source of this 4091-nucleotide messenger RNA. RefSeq names its product zwei Ig domain protein zig-8-like. Gene Ontology annotation, biological process: synapse organization. The record is from RefSeq and is a predicted model, not a curated record. Gene Ontology annotation, cellular component: neuron projection membrane. NCBI's taxonomy places the organism in Eukaryota, Metazoa, Arthropoda, Insecta, Lepidoptera, Nymphalidae. The transcript has 9 exons. The coding region runs from base 263 to 1156 and encodes 297 amino acids.
CGCCGUUUCGACUGUCUGUCCGUCUUACGCGUCGCCGUGUACUGUGCUAUGAAUCCCAGUGUGUGUGUUACGUGAAUCUAUCAUGUGAGUGCCCCCUGUGCAAUAUAUUGGUAUAUUUUACGUGUUCAUGUGUUCAGUUUGUAGCGGUUUAUUCAUAAGUUGAAGCGGAUAAGGUGCGGCUAGUAACGGCGCUGUCGGUGGUGACACAGUGUAGUGCAUGUGCGCGGGUGUCGGUGUGGCAUGCGCAGCGCGCUAGCGAGCGAUGCAGCGCGCGGCGCAGUUUAUGCUGCUCUGCGUGGCGCACAUCUCGCCAAGUGUGUGUGACGUGGCGGGGGGCGCGGGGUCGGUGAACUCUCUGCCGGCGGGGAGCGGGUCGCGCCUGGCGCCCAGCUUCGACGCCGCCACUCCCAGGAACGUCACAGCGCUGGUCGGCAAGAGCGCCUACCUCAGCUGUAGGGUCCGGAACCUGGGGAAUAGAACGGUGUCAUGGAUCCGGCACCGCGACCUGCACAUCCUCACGGUGGGCGGCUACACGUACACGUCCGACCAGCGCUUCCAGGCCACGCACUCGCCGCAGACGGACGACUGGACGCUGCAGAUCAAGUGGGCGCAGCAGCGCGACGCCGGCGUCUACGAGUGCCAGGUGUCCACGCAGCCCGUGCGCUCCUUCUUCGUCACGCUCCACGUUGUCGAUUGCGACGAAAUCUACCAGAGGAUGUUCUCGGAUGGAGUGCCGUCGGCGCGCAUCCUGGGCGGACCCGACCUGCACGUGGACAUGGGCUCCACCAUCAACCUCACCUGCCUCAUCCAGUUCAGCCCCGAGCCGCCCGCCUACAUCUUCUGGUACCACGAGGACGAGCAGGUGAUAUCGUACGACUCGUCGCGCGGCGGCGUGUCGGUGGUGACGGAGAAGGGCGCGGCCACCACGUCGUACCUGCUGGUGCAGGACGCGACGCCCGCCGACUCCGGCCGCUACUCCUGCGCGCCCUCCAACGCCGAGCUCGCCGCCGUGCGCGUGCACGUGCUCAACGGCGAGCGGCCGGCGGCGAUGCAGACGGGCUCGGCGGGGCUGUCCGACAGCUGGCGCUGCGUGCUGGCGCUGCUGGCGGCCGCGGCGCUGCACGCGCGCCUGCGCGCCGCGCUGCUCGCCAGCUGAUGCGGCGCGCCAGGCGCCGUGUGCCAGCUGCCAUCAUCUCCUACCACAUUUUAUCCCAAGGAAACUUAGUUUUCGAUUAAUUAAGUACCAAUUAAUUCAUUCAUGAGUGAUACUCUCAUGUUUUUGAAAUACAAAUACCGGCAAAACAUUCACACGAAUUCAGAUAUAAUUUGGUGAACGUUUGGUAACGAAAAUAAUAACAACUGAGCUCUACAAAAUGCUAGCAAGACAUUUUUGUGACAGUUAAAGAUAAAAUAAUUCUAAUCAUGUUCAUUGUAUUCUAUUUUUAUUUAGAAAGAAAUUCAUCAUUGAAAAUUAUUGAAAAAUGUUGUCAAAAUUCUAAUGAACACCAUUCGUAGGUACAUCCUCAGUAAGUUUUCUAUGGCAGGGACAUCGUUCAAUAUUUUGUAAUUAUAAGUGAUAUAACACAGAACACGUGCAUGAUUUGCCGUUAUUUAUAUUGAAGUACUAACAAAUAAGAUUUUUACGAGCGAGGACCGUACGGAUAUAUUGUCUUGUCACUGUAAAUGAUGUGCGUCCCACUCCAGCAGCCUGCUCUCUGACGCCGCGUCGUCGCCGCCCGUCUGCGCUACUCCGCUUAUUCAUUGGUGGUUAUGAAAAAGACUGUGAUUCAUUCUUCAUCACAUCCUAGUAGGCAGCAUAUAACUAGAUUUAAGUAUAUAAUUUUUGUUUUGCUGAUUUCUCCCGUCUCUAUUAACGCCCAGUGCUGUGCGCCGACGAGUGACGUAUGGUUACGUAGUUUAAACUAGUUCGGAUAGUUAGAUGGCGUUUAUUCUUUUCUGAUCCUGCGGCCGACCAUUAAAUUGUACAGCUCACUACCUCCUUACAACUUAUAUCUAAAUAGGUAUUGUGUCUUUGAAAAAAUGAGUGUAUGUGUACAAAACGACGGGUGGCGCGCGGGCAGAGACUCACAUUGACGUCACUCGCUCCCCUUACACUGUAAAUACUAUUUUGUAAUAAGAAACGAGUUUGUAUACAUACUGAUCGCAGUAAGCGUAUUGACAGGUUAACUGACGCAUCGGAUACGUUCUUGUGUGAAAUGAAGCGUCUUUACAAACACUAUUCACUAUUAUAAAAAUGUGUAGGUAGUUCUUGAGAGUAACGGCCGACUCAGUGCAACAAACUGCAGCGGAACCUUCGAACACUUCUCGUUCCGGCUCUAGGCAGAUUCAUUUUACGCCUUGCAUGGGUGGGCUUGAACGGUCAAUACAUUUGCACCCCAGUGGGGAGAUUCACUAACUUAAUGUUCAACACUGAAUGGUAGCCACCGAGAUCAUUUGACAUUGGUUGGUUCUACAUUGAUGGUUUGCUGAGUGAUAUUAAAAUAUUUUUCCGUGGGAAACCUACAAUGGAUUGAACAUGAAUGUAAAUGAGCUCGGUGGCUAUCGUUCAGUGUUGAACACUGAGUUAGUGAAUUAUCCGACAAAUCGGAAAAGUUUAUGGUCCGAGAUCCCAGGGCCACAAGACGUUACUUAUUUUGUGAGAAACAAAACGUGUAAACGUGUAUUAUGAGUAGUGUUAGUGUGUACUUGUAACACGCAUAUUUGCGAGCUUGUGCCGACGCGGACGGCCAAUGCAGAUAUGAGCUGCUAAAGAUGCGUAUAAAUAUUAAGUACUUACUUUUCUUAAAGUCUGGGUGCUGAUUUUUGUGUGUAUUUUUUGGUUAUCAUAAUAUGAAAAUUACGACUCAGACCAUAAGUAACAUUAAAUAUUAUGUUAUUUUUGUGCGCCUGGCAGAAUUACGGCCAACGAAAAGUGUCUGGCAGUAUUGAGCAUCAUUACAUAAAAGUCAGCAUUUAGAUUUUAAGAAAAGAGAGUAAUGUGUUUAGUAGGUGUACCUUUAGCAGUUGAUACCUUCAUAUUGACCGUCGGCACAAGGUAGUAGAUAUGCGUACGUUAUUAGUAUGCACUAGCCUACUCUAUCACACACAAUUUGUUUCUCAGAAAAUAAAUAAGUCUGCCGGUCCUGGGAUCUUACGAUUAUCACAUUUGUGUCAUCCUACCGCGAUGAUAGUUCAAGCAUAGAGUCAGUCAAACAUUUUGUAUAUUGUAAGAGAUUAAAUAAAUCGAGAAUAAAUAAUUGUAUAAAAUAGUUAGAUAAGUGAUAUUUAGAUUUAGGAAAUAAAUUACUUGAAGACCCCAUUUAUAUUAAGUUCAUCAAUGACUUAUUACGUAUUUUACCUUUUAUCACUAAAGUUAUCCCGACUCAGUAAUUAAUUUAAAGAUACGUCCCACUACCUGCUUACAUAUUCUUUAUUAUUAGAUGAAUUGAAUGAUAAUUUAUUCGCUAUAAAAAAUACAUUGUCGUUAUACAGCAGAUUAUUUAGGGAAUUCAACAUUAACUAAUUAAUGUACCUACUGUGAACCAUUUUUCGCACUUUAAGAAUUCAGCCUGUCAGAAUUGAGUUUAACUCUAAAUUAUCUUAAGUGUAACUGGUUAACACACUUUAGCGGUGGGUAAUAUCGACAUUAUCAUCUAUCGGAUUGAGUUGCUGGGUAUCAAUCGCAUCCUUGGACAACCUCGAGGGAAAGGCACAAAGUCACCCUUUAAACGUUUGAUUGCUGUGGUGUCUGUAAUACGUUGAACUAAACUUAUUCGUUAUGUUCCAUUAGAAUAAAUAAUACGAGUAUUUGUUCAAAGUUAUCUUAUAAGCAUAAAGAUAAUUAUUUAUUUGUAACUUUAAUUACCAUAAAUGAAAAUAACGUCGUUCCUAUUUGGAAUUAUUUGUAAUUAUUAUACAUCAGUCCGUGGAACUAGGAUAAUUUUUUAUGACUUAAGUAAUUAUUUUAGCCCUGAUGAAUUAAGGUUUAGAUCAUAAAAAAUGUACAAUACAAUUUUUUAUUUAAAUAUCUAUUUAUUUCUGAUUUAUAAAGUUUCGUAACGACGACAUCUUGCUCUUAUUUAAAAAAUAUA